Molecule: messenger RNA, 2884 nt
Organism: Mustela lutreola (European mink)
Lineage: Eukaryota; Metazoa; Chordata; Mammalia; Carnivora; Mustelidae
Gene: XRRA1
Product: X-ray radiation resistance associated 1
Exons: 19
Coding region: 251-2650 (799 amino acids)
Cellular component (GO): nucleus
Molecular function (GO): protein binding
Source: RefSeq, a predicted model, not a curated record
AGCUGCGUUCACCGGUUGCCGCCUACACGGUCAGCUGCCGCGUCGCGGUUACCAAGGGGUACAGAAGGUUGUGGUAGGCGCCACCGUGGAGCGGCUCCGAGGUCCCCGGGAGUCUCGCAGGCGCGCCUCCCGCGUUGCCGGGACGCAGCCCCUGCAGACGCCUCGGAGGCGGAAGCGACGACGGAGGCAGGUGAAGAAACACAAAAAAAAGCAAGUCAAGGGGUCUUUCCCAAGGUCAAAGAUCAAGGAGAUGGCCUCUUCAGGAAUAUACAAGCUGGAUAAUGGGAAGUCUUACCUGAACAACUGCUUUCCAGCCAAAAAUCUCCUUCGGAUGCCAGACGAAGGCCGAGGACACUGGUUAGUGGCUCGGAAAUGUAACCUCAAGAAGAAGCCCAAGAGUGUGCUUGAGGCACCCGCUGAAGUUCAGGAAAGCCAGAAGAAAUUUUCUUCUGAGGUCAGGGGAAAUAAAGGGUUUCAGCAGGAAAACCAAGCGGACGUUCUUGGACAUGUGCUGGACCGGGCUUUUCUGCUGAAGCACCAUUGUGUGAGGAAGCCAUCAGACCUGAUCAACAUCAAUGUGAGCGGCCUGAAGUUCUCCAAGGCUAAGGAAAAGGACUUCAAGCAUUUUAAUUCAGUGAUUUACAUCAAUGCCUCAGAAAACCUGCUUCCUCUAGAGGCAUUUCAUACAUUUCCAACCUUAAAAGAACUGGAGCUCGCAUUUAAUGGAAUCAAAACAGUCUAUGUGAAAUACGGAGACUUUAAGUUCUUGGAAUUCCUGGACCUUUCUUUCAACAGCCUGACUGCAGAGGCCAUUUGUGAUCUGGGGAUUCUCCCGCACCUCCGUGUCCUGCUCCUCACAGGCAAUGGGCUCACCUCCCUGCCACCCAAUUUGGCUGUCAAAGAACAGGAAGCAUCUGUAACAUCACUGACAAGCAGGAGGUACAUCCUGAGGUUCCCAGCACUGGAGACGCUGAUGCUAGAUGACAACAGGCUCACCAGCCCCAACUGCUUUGCCAGCCUGGCCGGGCUCAGAAGACUGAAGAAAUUAAGCCUGGACCAAAACAGGAUUUUCCGGAUCCCGUACCUACAGCAGUUUCAGCUCCGUGACGGGUCAGGGGACUGGGUUGGAGGCAGGGGGUGUCCCCAGAAAGAGCUCCAUUCCAUGCGACAAUCCAAGUCAUGGAUGUUUGAGGCCUCUGAUGAGCAACCAGAUUAUACUGUACUGCCCAUGAAAAAGGAUGUUGACCGGACAGAGGUUGUAUUCUCAUCUUACCCUGGAUUUUCAACGUCAGAGGCAACCAAGGUAUGUGCACUUCCUCCCAUAUUUGAGAUUCUUCCCGUGAAGUCACUGAAGGCCAGGAACCAGACGCUGGCCCCACCCUUUCCAGAGCUGAGGUACCUUAGCCUGGCCUACAACAAGAUCGCCAAGGAGGAUGCCAUCCUGCCAGUAGCUCUUUUCCCGUCUCUCUGCGAGCUCAUCUUUCAUAAUAACCCUCUGGUGUCCCAUACACGAGGGGUCCCUCCACUGCUGAAAAGCUUCCUCCAGGAGCGGCUGGGGAUCCACUUGAUUCGCAAGAAGAUAGUAAAGGCUAAGCAUCAUAUUUUGAUGCCUCGGAAGGUCUCGAGGAAGGUGAAAACCCAAGUCCCAAAGGUGCCAAAGCAGCCUUUACUUCUCCAUCAUCUCCCUGUGACCGCAGUCCCAUCUCCCUCAAAGGAGAUCCCAGAGUCUGAGGCAGGGCUGACUAAAGAGCUGUCUGCGGCCGGCAGUCCUCUGGAGUCACAGAUACCUGUUGAGGCUGUGGAGGGCCUCUCCCUGUCCCACCGGACUUUCGUGCCCCUACCUCCCAUCUGCUCCGAUUCCACCGUGCACAGUGAAGAGACCAUGUCCCACCACAGUGACAGACCCAGCCGCCUCAGCCCAGAGCACCUAUCAGACGAGGACACCAAGAGCAUGGAGUCCAUAUUCUUGACCCAGGUGGGUGAGCUGCCUUCCUCCAUCCUCCAGAGGGAUGAUUCAGCCAUGAAGGAGGAAGAGCAAAGACCACCCCACACAGCACCCAGAGAGGUAAAGAGGGCUUGUCGGAAGCCCCCGACUGCCUCCCUCCCCAGCAAGUACCAUGGCUACGAGGAGCUGCUGACAGCCAAGCCUGAUCCAGCCUUUGUUGAGCCAAAGGGAAUCCAGAAGAACACACAGGCCCUGCAGCGCAUGCUGAAGUACCCGCUGCUGUGCCACUCCUCCAAGCCCAGGCUGGACACACUUCAGAAACGUUACAUGCCCAAGAAGAAGCGGGCCCAGAGGAUCCCUGUUCCACCGCCACGGAAGACUCGAGCCCAGCUGCUGGAUGACCUCUUCAUUCGCAUGCGGGAUCCCCGGAACAUUACAGAGGCUCCACUAGGAGCUGUCCUGCGCCAGCAGACUGAGAGACGGCUGGUGAACCAGAAACAAUACCUGGAGGCCAAGCGGCUGCUGAAGGAGUUCCAGGCCCGCUACAGGCAGCUGGUGCGCUGCUCACUGCGUACAGUGUUCAGGGCUGCAGCGCCACCCCCGGGCCGCCCAGCACUGAGUGAGGGCCAGCCUAGGUUCGGCCGCUUCCUUGAGUUCAUGGAUGAGUUCUGCCAGGGGCCCACGGCCAGCGACUCGAAAGGCUAAGGGCUGCGCACGGGGCCAUGCGCACUCCCCGGCCUGUGCCUGACGCCCUCCCAGGGCUCUGUGCCCUGGACCACACCUUGGGGCUGGGUGUGCCAGGUGCAGGCCUCAGAUCUUGGCCUGGCCUUGCUUGCUGGCCGCAAAGAGUGGGGAACUGGUCAGGACCUCCCCUCCCCGGGCUGGGCAGGACCCAGCACCUGGCCAAGCAGCAAUAAAGAGUAGGUGCAUAUAGAGCAA